CACCCAGUCUCUCUCGCUCUCUCUCUCUCUGGAUAUACAACACUUUCUGACGCCAUGAUGACUUAAAUCUGCCUUUUUUUCCCCCCACUUUUUUUUUCAAACAUUCGGCCAUGAAAGUCACCGUCUGCUUCGGACGCACGAAGGUGGUGGUGCCGUGCGGGGAUGGAGACAUGACCGUGAGCAGCCUGGUGGCCCAAGCCGCCAUGAGGUACAAAAGAGCCAUCGCCAAGGACCCCAGCUACUGGGUUCAGGUCCACCGGUUGGAACACCACGACGGAGGAAUCCUGGACCUGGGUGACGUGCUGUGCGACGUGGCGGAUGACAAAGACCGGUUGGUGGCCGUCUUUGAAGAGCAGGACCCUCACAAUGGAGGUGACGGUACCAGCGCCAGCUCCACGGGAACGCAGAGUCCAGAACCGUACGUCGUCGGCCAGCUGAGCUCCGCCUCGGCCUUCCAGCCCUACCAGACCGACGGCGAGAUCGAGGUCACGCCGUCGGCGCUGAGAUCGAACAUGCCUCUCCGCGUCCGUCGCAGCAGCGAUCCCUCGCUGGUUGGCCUUCCCGCCGCUGAAAUUCCACUUGGCGAGGAAGAACCGUCGAGAAAGAACCCGAGUCGCUGGUCCACCACUGCCGGCUUCCAGAAGCACAACCACAGAGCACAUCCGGACCCUGGCACCAACAGCCUUGAACGGAAGGGCAGAGGAGGCCACGCCUACCGGAGUCUUCCUCGCGACGCAAGUGGCAGGACCACUCAGUUCCAGCGAGAGAUGACCAGGUCCUCCCUAAGCGCCAAUCAUCCCAUGGUGGACCGCUGGCUGGAUCGACAAGAACAGGAAGAGGAAGAAGCCAGACGGAAACACCGAGUUGAGCGAAUAGAACCAGUGGGAAGAGCCGACUCCGCCUUGGACCAUUGGCCGCUGCCAAGUUUGGAAGCCAUGCUCAAGCCCGUGGAGGUGUCCAACACAGGAGGGCCCCUGGGGAUCCACCUGGUGCCCUUCAGUGCACAAGAUUUCAGGACCCAGGGCUUGCUCGUCAAUCGUCUGGAGCGCGGGGGCAAGGCGGAGCAGGAGCGUCUCUUCCAGAAGAAUGAUUGCAUUGUCAGGAUCAAUCAGAGAGAUAUACGCAACCUUCACUUUGAACAAGCCCAGAACAUUUUCCGGCAGGCCAUGGCUUCCACCCUCAUCCUCUUCCACGUGGUCCCCGCCGCCAUGAAGAAGCAGCACGAGCUGCUGGCGGGCAGAAGCAACCUCAGCUCGCCUCAGUCCGGCAGAGUCCGUGUGAGCCAAGGCUCUCUGCAUUCUGGUGACAGGACCAGCUUGAGAACCUCCAGGUUUGUACGGAAACGACACGCGUCACGGCCGAAGAACCGCUUCUCAAGGAAGUUCACCCCUUUGUCCGCCUCUUGUAGUCUACGGGACUCCCUAACGGGGAGCAGCCCUGAGCCGAGGUACAGAUACGCCACGCUACCCCAGUCCCUGGUGUCCAGCGCCUCGUCGACCUCAUCGCCUUCCCUGCAGCGCAGGAUAAGCUCCACCUUGUCCAACAGCUCCUACGCCACGGGCAGAGGACGCAGUUUCAACAUCCAGUUGAAGAAAGGUCCGGAGGGUCUUGGGUUCAGCAUCACUUCCCGAGAUGUUCCAGUUGGUGGCAGCGCUCCUAUUUAUGUCAAAAACAUACUUGCUCGGGGGGCCGCCAUCCAAGAUGGCAGACUCAAAGCUGGAGACCGUCUUCUGAAGGUCAGUGGUGUGGACCUGAGUGGUAAAACCCAAGAAGAGGUGGUAGCUGUGCUGCGUGCUGCACCCAUGGGUGGGGUAGUCAACCUGUCGGUGACUCGUCCAGAGGAACCCCUGCUGCCUCGAGAAGUGCAAGCGGGUGACGAUGACCUGGUCUUGACCCCGGACGGUACGCGAGAGUUCAUGACCUUCGAGAUCCCCCUCAACGACUCGGGUUCCGCAGGCCUGGGGGUCAGCGUCAAAGGCAACCGGUCCAAGGAGAGCCACGCCGACUUGGGCAUUUUUGUCAAAUCCAUCAUCAACGGUGGCGCGGCCAGCAAGGAUGGGCGACUACGCAUAAACGACCAACUCAUCGCCGUCAACGGGGAGUCACUGCUGGGGAAUACCAAUCAGGAAGCCAUGGAAAUGCUACGUAAAUCCAUGUCGGUUGAAGGCAACAUUCGAGGGAUGAUCCAACUCAUCGUCGCCCGGCGGUUGGGCCAAAACCAAGAGGAGCUCCCUGGCAGCCCUGCUAUGUCGGACCACCUUGGCAGCCUUCCGGAUAACCAUGAGCGCCGCAUCUCUCACUCCACGUAUGAAACCAUCGAGGUCUUCAACAAUAUCUCCACACCGUUACCAAAGUCAGUUGGCCGCAUUGGUACAUACCAGCUCUCCCCCACUGUGAACAUGCCCCAGGAUGACAUCGUGCUGAUAGAAGACGACAGACCGCCUGUGCUCCCUCCGCACUUCUCGGACCAAUCGUCUUCGAGCUCCCAUGAAGACCUGGGCUUCGUCGGAGGGAACCCGGGACCGUGGAUCCAGGUGCCGGCCGGCCACAACGAAUGGUCACUCAGUCCUGAUGCAGAUCCGGAUGGUUCUUUCCAAAGGGAGGGCUUCGGUCGCCAGAGUAUGUCGGAAAAACGCACCAAGCAGUACGACAGCGCUUCUCACCUGGACAUCGUCAAGUCACGCAAAUCUAAGAGCAUGGAUCUAGGACAUUCCGUGGGACCGACGCUGGGCCUCAAAAAGUCCAGUUCCCUGGAAAGCCUCCACACCGCCGUCGCGGCGGCGACGCGGAGCGCCGAGAUCAACGUCAACCGGCCGCGCUCGCGGAUCGUCCGAGGCCGGGGCUGCAACGAAAGCUUCAGGGCGGCCAUCGACAAGUCGUACGACAAACCUCACGUCCAAGCGGAGGAAGGCGCCAGCAUGGAGACAUUGGACGAGGACACGGACGGGAGCUCGCGAUCCGGCCACGAUUCGGCGUCCGCCAGCGGGGACCCGGCCCCGGGCCCCGGGCUCAACGGCAAAGAAGAGCGGCUGAAAGACGGCGACAAGACGGAGAAGAAGAAGAAGCCUGAGCGGGACAAAGAAAAGGAGAAGAACAGAGCAAAGAAAGGCAUGCUGAAGGGCCUGGGCGAGAUGUUCAGGUUGGGGAAGAGCCGCGCUAACGAGCAGGCGGGAGACGGCAGAGUGGAGAGGAAAAGCUCCGGGCGGGCGAGAGCUGAAGACGUGCAGCCGUCUGAGGAGGACACCCAGAGGAUGAGGCUGGAACAGGAGAGAAUCCAGGCCAAGAUGCGUGAGCUGCGGGAGAAGCAGGCCAAGGAGCGAGAAUAUGCAGAGAUCCAGGACAUCAUCAGCCACACCACCUUGAGCUCGGAGGAAGAGCACACCUACGCCGGCAUCGGCUCGCUGGACUCGUCGGUGGACGGCAGCAGCCUGGAGCCUUACGGCGGUCACCAUCACUACCAUCUGCCUCAGAGUCCUGAGGGCCCGCUCCAUUCCUCCAGUCCUCACAUCAACAAGCCACCUCCAGAGGCCAUCUACGCUCAGGUCAACAAGCCUCGCAAUGGACGCCCCGUGUCUACUGAAAGCAAUCAGACGGCUCCCAGUAACCAUGACCGGAUACAAAGGCUCAGAAACGAGUUCCAGCAGGCCAAGCAGGACGACGACCUGGAGGUCCACCGGCACUCGUACAGCUCGGAUCAGACUUGGGGUACCAACGGGACGGAGGGACCGAGCGGGCGCCAUUCGGUGACUGUGGAGAGGCAGCGCCAGGAAGACCCGGGCACUUUCCAACAAGCACAAAGGCAAUACAGCUCUCUGCCACGGCCGCCACGUAAGACCCCGAGCAUCGCGUCCCAGGACGCACGGGACAAGGCUUACCCACCAGCAGGCGCCAAGGAUGACCCCCGCUACUCCGGCGCCCAUAACGGCUACCUGGGAACGUCCAACUACAACGUCCGAGUCGUCCUGGAGACGCAGGAGCUGCUGAGACAGGAGCAGAGGCGCAGAGAUCAGGAGGUCCCCAAGGGACAGGAACCGUCUAACAGAAACCACAAUCAGGAGCCUCCGAAAUCCAAGGGUCCCUACAGACAGGAUGUGCCCCCGUCCCCGGGUCAGCUGGCCAAGCUCGGCCGGCUUCACCAGGGCUCUGAGAAAGGCAGGCCGUUUUAUCCCUAACAGGUACAAAAAGAGACUUCCUUCAAAAAGUGAGCAGAGAGUCCAAAUGCUGUCGUACUUUCAAGUAUUUAAUUCCCUUCAUGACAUGAACAUUAAUCUUUGUUAUGGUGUAUGUAAAAUAAUGUUUUUAUUUCUCAUAUGUAUAUAAGUGCCUUACCAGUUUCUACCUUUGGACUUUGUCUCGAUCAAUCGGGGGCUUGUCCGGGGGUCUCCCAACAGCCCUCGCAGAGAAGUCACGGAAAAUUCCAAUAUCCGUUCAUCGGCUUUUAGGUUCCUCUUCUCUCCUUCAUCCGACCGGCUCAGGUGGGAGUUUUUAAUUGAUGGACCUCGUUAGAAAUAAACGCCGCAUUUGUUUUGUUGUGGUGUGCGGCACAAAGCCAGAAACGGCAGCCUCGUCGGCAAGGGUCCGGGCUUUGUUCGGAAUGACCGGGACGUAAGUGAAGCCUGCCGGUGGUGUCGGUGCGGUUCCUUGCGGAAUCUUUUAUUAAAGUUGGGCGGGCAAGGGGGGGGGGUCAGUCUCUUUUAUCAGCUGGAUACAAUUUGACUGAUUGGUUCUUUUAUUCCGUGAUUGCGUCCUUUGACGGAGAACGGUUCGGUUGUAUUCCUAAUCAAUGUUUGGUGGGGGUGUGUGUGUGUGAGAGUGUGUGUUCUUGCACUUUUUGUAAAUCAAGGCCUAUUUUAAAACCAAUGAUUAAUCAUUUUGGGGGCAUGUGUGAAAAUGUCUUGCUUUUUAUGUUGUUCGGUGUGUAAAAAUUAAGCCUUUAACUUUGACAUCACUUCAAAAAUGGACCGUAUUUUCCGCACCAUAAGCCGCCCUGGGUUAUAAGCCGCGCCUUCAAUGAACGGCAUAUUUCAAAACUUUGUCCACCUAUAAGCCGGGGCGUGUUAUAAGCCGCAUCUAACUGCGCUAAAGGAAUAUCAAAAAAACAGUCAGAUAGGUCAGUCAAACUUUAAUAAUAUAUUAAAAACCAGCGUGAUGUGGGCGCGCAUGGAGUCGUAUAUCAACAUGGACGGAGCUGCGUGAAAAAAGCCACCCGGCCUCUUCGCGUAAACUUCCCUUAACCACUCGCUCAUCUUUUCUUCAUCCAUCCAUCCCUUCGAGUUAGCUUUUAUGAUGACGCCGGCUGGAAAGGUCUCUUUU
Nerophis lumbriciformis (worm pipefish) is the source of this 5313-nucleotide messenger RNA. NCBI's taxonomy places the organism in Eukaryota, Metazoa, Chordata, Actinopteri, Syngnathiformes, Syngnathidae. The record is from RefSeq and is a predicted model, not a curated record.